UGGUGGUGGUGGAACAGCAAAAUUCACUGAAUACCGUACCGAUAAUAAUUGCGUCAACGCAGAUUAUAAAUCAAUUGUUCACUUAAUUAAACAUUAUCUCAUAAUCUCAGUUGUAGGAUACAAUUAAAAAUCUGUUUUAAUAAAUUAUUUAGCUCGUCCCGUAAUAGGCUACUAACUGAAUUAGUGAUGCAUCAACAUCAGCUGAUUGGAGUGUUUACAUUUGCAAUUACGAGAACAUUGUGCCUGUUGGGAAGCUCUUCACUGUUACCAACCCGAUGUGCUUUAUGCAGGAAAAUCUUAUUACUUUUAUGAACGCAACGCUGAGAUAAGCAAAUUGUAGGUUCCCUGUUUUCUUGGUGACGCUUGAAGAGGCAAGAACAGCUUUGUUGGCUGGAAAUUCUGAGACAUUUCCUGGCAGGCAAUUUAGCUUGGGGUGUCCUUUUCCUGCCAACGGCCUCACUUAUAAGAGGCAGAGAUGAGCAGCACCCAGAUGCCUGUACCUCCGCAUCCUCUUCCCCCCGCCACCUCAUGCCCGCAGGGUGAAGGAGGGCAGACCCCGUCUAUGUCCCCUCCCUGUGGGGCACACAACGGGGGAGAGGCUGUCGUGGGUGCUGUCAGCCCUCCCCCUGAAGACUCUGCCACGUCCCCCAGCCCCAGCUCACCACAAGACAACUUUGUUAUCCUCAAGGGGAGUCUGGUGAGCCCCACGGAGCAGGAGUACGAGCAGCUGACGGCGUGGCUGGCGGGGAAGCUCACAGCCGGUGGUGGGGAGACCGUGGUGGACGUGGGCACCGGGGCGGACGACUCAGUGUCGGGACUGCCACCCGCCGACUACGCGGCGUCUGUGGCCGGUCUCCGGGCGCUGGCGGAGGCCGCGUCCGCGUCCUGCGUUCUCCUGAGGGAGCGUCCGGGGGGCGGGGGGACCAAGACCCAACCUCACCUCAUGGGGCAGUACCUCGUCAGGAGGCGGGCUGACACUUGUGACUUCAUGGAGGUCAGGGUGGCGGUGGUGGGCAAUGUAGACGCAGGCAAGAGCACGCUGCUGGGGGUGCUGACGCACGGCGAGCUGGACAACGGACGUGGCCACGCGCGCCUCAAGCUCUUCCGCCACAAGCACGAGAUGGAGUCUGGCCGCACCAGCAGCGUCGGUAACGACAUCCUCGGCUUCGACAGCCAAGGUCAGGUGGUGAACAAGCCUGAUCACGGCCACCUGGACUGGGUCAAGAUCUGCCGGGACUCGAGUAAAGUGAUCACCUUCAUCGACCUGGCGGGGCACGAGCGCUACCUCAAGACCACAGUCUUCGGCAUGACUGGUCAUCUGCCUGACUUCACCAUGCUUAUGGUGGGGGCCAAUGCUGGCAUCGUGGGCAUGACGAAGGAGCACCUGGGUCUUGCCCUGGCCCUGAACGUGCCCGUGAUGGUGGUGGUGACCAAGAUCGAUAUGUGCCCCCCCAACGUAAUGCAGGACACUCUCAAACUCCUACACAAGAUCCUCAAGAGCGCAGGAUGCAGGAAAGUCCCCCUGCUGGUCAGGACGCAGGACGACGUCGUCGUCGCGGCCACCAACUUCGUCUCUGAGAGGUUGUGCCCAAUAUUCCAAGUGAGCAACGUGGACGGCACCAACCUGCACCUGCUGACGAUGUUCCUGAACCUGCUGGCGGUGCCUCGUGGUGGGGGCGACGACGAGACCCAGCCUCCACACUUCCAGAUAGACGACACCUACCAAGUGCCAGGCGUGGGUGUCGUGGUAUCGGGGACGUGCAUCGCUGGGGUGAUCCGUGUCAACGACACCCUCCUGCUGGGGCCCACGGGCACGGGCGAGUUCAUCCCCAUGCCCGUCAAGUCCAUCCACAGGAAGAGGAUGCCCGUUAGGGAGGU
Molecule: messenger RNA, 1878 nt
Organism: Hyalella azteca
Lineage: Eukaryota; Metazoa; Arthropoda; Malacostraca; Amphipoda; Hyalellidae
Product: GTP-binding protein 1-like
Biological process (GO): translational elongation
Molecular function (GO): GTPase activity; translation elongation factor activity; GTP binding
Source: RefSeq, a predicted model, not a curated record